AUGCACAAGAUAUACGAUAAGUUACCUCCAGGGGUAAGUUGAUACAGUUUAAAGUUUGAUUUAAAGUAUUGUCCCACCUACCUUACCUUGCUCUAUUCUAUUAGAUGCCGACAUAAAGAACCCGCCAUACUUUGCCUGUAAUCUCCUGUAAAAAAGCGGGUUCUUUAUGUCGGCACCUAAUAGCUUAAUUUAAUUUUUUACUGUGAUAUAUUUUGAUUGUAAGAUUACCUGGAAUACCCUAACUUAUCGUAUUUUACCUUACCCUGUCCUCAGGGCCGGGCAGGGACUUUUGGUCUGGGGGCGGGGGUUGAAAAAAUCCACAGGGAGGACCAAGUUAAACUUUUUUUUGAAAAUUUUUUUCUGAGGGUGUGGGUCCCCCCCCCCUUACCCUACCCUGUCUUACCCUACCCCACUUUACCCUGUCCUUCCUUACCCUACUCUGCCCUUUAAUAAUCAAAUUUGUAAUUUCAGAGAUGGCCAAUAAUUGUAAAAAACCUCGCGUAUGUUGAAGAUAUAUGUUCUCUGGCCAUGGUAAAUAAAUACAUGUACCAAAUGGUCGGUAAAGACUUCAAAAAAGAAUGCUAUGAGAAUGCCAUCUUCAGACUGGAACUGGAAACAUGGGCUUAUGCUUUCAAACAGUUAGUGCUUUUAUCAUUAUUUACUGUACCAACGGGUGAUUCUGGGGCGGAGAGAAGAGGAGGGGUGGGUAGAGUUGUCAUGUAUCCGAAAUGGGUGAUUUUGGUCCGAAGGGAAGAGGAGGGGAGAGAAAAGGAAGGGAGGUGGAGGGCACAAAAGGAUAGGUGUACCAAUUUUAUUUUUUACUUUGAAGUUCUCAAGCUGUACCAUUUACUCCUGCUUUAUCAAGCCCUACCAUAGUUCUACUUUAGCCCUACUUCUAGCCAUACGUUACCCCUAGCCUUCCGUACUCUUGCCCCAUCAAGCCCUACCACAGUUUUAUUUUACCCCUGCCUCUUAGCCCUACGUUAUCCAAACCUCUAACCUUAACUAGUCCUACUCUUACCUUAUGAAGCCCUGCCAUAGCCCCAAUUUGGUCCAACCUCCCCUUACCCUAUCUGUUUCCUUGCUUACUCGUACCAACCUUAGGCAUACUGUACUGUCUAUCUUUUCCAUCAACUAUAACCAAAACCUAGCUUCCAUAUUAACAUCUUAAGAUACAGGUGUUAAUAUGGAAGCUAGUGGUAUCCUUAGCCUUAUCUCUAGCUCUACCUAAUCUUACUCUUGCCCCGUCAAGCUCUGCCAUAGCCCUACCGAACCCUACUCCUGCCCUGUCGAGCUCUACCAUAGCCCUACCUAGCCCUAACCCUGCCCUGUCAAGUUCUAUUAUAGCCCUACCCAGUGUUUUGCCGGACCCGUCCGGUCCGGACCGGUCCGGAAAAAAAAUUUUUUUUUAUUUUAAUAAAACUGUUUUAAAAAUUGCAAAUAAAACACAUUUUUAAGAGUUUUUAAACGUAAAGAAAGCAGUUUUAGCGCUCCUGGCUCUUUUUAAAAAUAAAAAAAAAAUUUUCCGGACCGGACCGGACCUGGCCUUUUUGGUCCGGACCGGACCUGAGCGAAAAAAAUAGAGCCGGACUGGACCGGACCGAAAAUUUUUCGGACCGGACCGAAAAAAAUUCUCAUCCGGACCGGUCCGGCAAAACACUGGCCCUACCUACCCCUACUCUUUCCCUAUCGAACUCUACCAUAGCCCUGGCUACCCCUACUCUUGGCCUGUCAAGCUCUACCAUAAUCUGAAAUUUGUCGUAAUAUAGUAAAUACCAUACUUUCAGAGUACCCCACCGAGUAAUAAAGCCCCAAUACAUUGGAGACGACCGCUCACCAUCGGAGAUAAGUUGUUGCCCUUUUACUGGGACAAUAGCCAUUGCAGUACCGCUGUUUCAUGUUAUUCUGACACAUAUUGAUUUUACACAGGACAAGUUUGAGUUUCUCGAUUUCACCAAGUAUGAACAGAUUCGAAAAAUUCAGCUGAUCAACCGAAGCAAACAACUACUACUGUACACAGACAUUACGGUCGUUGUUUAUGAUAUGAUGACACGCGAAACAGUACAAGUUUAUGUUUACCAUGCCGAAGAGAGCUACAAUUGUGGCACAGUGUUCCAGCAGAACAAACUAAUCGACUAUCACAAUCAGGCCGACUUUGCUGUGAACUGUAAGGACUAUAGAGAGCCAAUUAGGAUCGGUAACCCAUACGACUACCGAAGAUACAUGGGCUAUGUUAAUAAGAAAGACGAGUUUGUGGUUAUGGACGUUCAGACUGGCAUACCGAGAGAGCUUUGUCAACUUGAUGAGGACAGUGAAGGGUUUUGGAUCCUGGAUUCUAUUGGAUAUGUUGUACAUAGUGGUAGGUUUGUUCACUUUGUCUUUGGCCUCAGCCCUAGCCGCAGUUCACGGCAAUGCUUAAACGUUGCCUUGGCACGUUUAAGCAUAUAAUAUGAGUCUCAUGCUUAGCUUUAGCCCUAGCUUUAGCCCUAUCCAUAGCCUAUGCCCAUAUCAAUUUCCUCGUCCUAGCUCCAACCCCAACCUCAACCCCAGCCCACAACCCUAGUUCGAGCCCCAAGCCCUAAUAUUGGCCCUAGCUCUAACCUUAUUAGCGCGGGCCUUAUCCCUAGCCUUAGACCUAAACCCUAAGGCUAACCACAGCCUCUACGGCUAAGCUAGUCCUAUUAACGUAUAAUAUUACUUUCAGGAAAAAAUUUUGAAAUUUAUAGUCUGGAAACAUACGAAAAGGUAUUUGAAUAUGAAUAUAGCGACGACGAUACUUACGAACCCUUGCAGUUCUUGAGUCAAGACCUGAUAGAUCAUUCAAACCAUGAGCGGGUAGGUCUUUGCUUAUCAAACUGUAACUAUGCUGUUUGAUAAAAAAUCUUCGCUUAUUCAUCCAAAAAUUUAUUUCAAUGAUAAUAUACCAGCUACUAUUAAAUAUACAAAAAUUUUCAGUUCCUGACCUACAACAAUGUCAAAAAUAUAUGGGUAUGGGCAAACAAAAAGGAAAAAAAUUCAGAAGAAACUGAUUAUCCUUUGAUAAAACACUUCUUCGAGCCAUUUCCAUUGAUGAGGUUGUACGAUUAUGGCGAUGAAUUAGUCUAUCUGCUUAAUUUGAACGGUAAGAUCGCUUUAUUCUACCUUAUCAUACUCUAUUUUACCCUACCCUACCCUACCCUAUCCAACCCUACCCUACCAUACCCUACCCUUCGCAACCCUAUCUUUUCGUUAAAGUAAGCCUUUGGUUCUACCCUACCCUGUCUUAUCCUACGGUUUUUGCCCUACCGGUCUUUGUCAUCAUCAUUAUACGGAGUGCCCUAGCCUUUCAUUACAGUAGCCCAUUAGUCUAGAAAUUAAAAAUUUUAUUAGGGCUUGAACUAUUGCACUUUGUCGACGUAAACCCAGUCCACUUUUCCUCCUCUCCUCUUUUCUCUCCCCCCCCCUCUCUCAAUUCUGACCCACCCUACACUACCUUGCUUUAUCCUCCUCUACCCUACCCUAUCGUACUUUACCCUCUCUUCUUCUACCUUUCCCUGUCUUCCUGUAUCUUAUCCUUUCCUCCUCUAUCCUACCCUGUCCUCCUUUACCAUGCCCUCUCUUCUUCUACCUUACCUUGUCCUCUACCCUACCCUGCUAACCAACGUUAACAUAACCAACCCAUUUCAGGUAGUAGCUUCAUAAAACUAUUCAAACGACAAUGCCUGCAACCUCCACUAUGUUCUAUAGAAAAAUUCAUUGGAAUCGAGUUGAUGGUCGACGUAACCAACAUAGAAAACAUCGAGCCAGAAGAAGCGGUCGAAAAGAAAGCCAGGAACAAAUUUAUGGCACGGCUGGAUGUGAUCAAAUUCAUCCACGAUAACAUGUUUGACAGGCAGUCGCCCGAACUCCCACAACCACCUCAAAAUCGGAUCACGCGCCCACCAUUUAGGGAAAUAAAAUUAAAAAGGCCGUUCGUCCGACGAUGA
Messenger RNA from Bursaphelenchus okinawaensis, 3965 nucleotides. The record is from the annotation of a GenBank genome assembly. Lineage: Eukaryota; Metazoa; Nematoda; Chromadorea; Rhabditida; Aphelenchoididae.